Messenger RNA from Camellia sinensis, 1441 nucleotides. Its product is annotated as eukaryotic translation initiation factor 2 subunit alpha homolog. Gene Ontology annotation, molecular function: ribosome binding; RNA binding; translation initiation factor activity. The record is from RefSeq and is a predicted model, not a curated record. Gene Ontology annotation, cellular component: eukaryotic 48S preinitiation complex; eukaryotic translation initiation factor 2 complex. Lineage: Eukaryota; Viridiplantae; Streptophyta; Magnoliopsida; Ericales; Theaceae. Gene Ontology annotation, biological process: translational initiation.
AUGGCGACGAACACGCCCAAUUUAGAGUGUCGUAUGUAUGAAGCCAAGUACCCAGAGGUGGACAUGGCGGUGAUGAUUCAGGUGAAGAACAUCGCAGACAUGGGAGCCUACGUUUCUCUUCUGGAGUACAACAACAUCGAGGGCAUGAUUCUAUUCUCCGAGCUCUCUCGCCGCCGAAUUCGAAGUGUCAGCAGCCUCAUCAAGGUCGGCCGCAUCGAGCCUGUCAUGGUCCUUCGUGUUGAUAAAGAAAAGGGUUACAUAGAUCUUAGCAAGAGGAGGGUCUCCGAGGAGGAUAUUCAGGGUUGUGAGGAGAGGUAUAACAAGAGUAAGCUCGUUCACUCCAUUAUGCGUCAUGUUGCCGAGACUAUGAAUCUCGAUCUCGAGGAUCUGUAUAUUCAUGUUGGCUGGCCUUUGUACCGGAAAUAUGGUCAUGCUUUUGAGGCAUUCAAGUUAAUCGUUACUGAUCCUGAUUCAGUCCUUAAUUCCCUCACCCGUGAAGUUAAAGAAAUUGGCCUUGAUGGACAGGAGGUGACUAAAGUGGUUCCUGCUAUAUCAGAUGAAGUUAAAGAUGCUUUAGUAAAAAACAUUAGGAGAAGAAUGACUCCACAACCAUUGAAAAUUCGGGCUGAUAUUGAGAUGAAAUGUUUCGAGUUUGAUGGUGUUCUUCACAUUAAGGAAGCCAUGCGGAAAGCUGAAGCGGCUGGCAAUAAAGAUUGCCCAGUGAAAAUUAAAUUGGUAGCUCCUCCAUCAUAUGUUCUUAAUACUCAGACACUUGACAAGGAACAAGGCAUAACAAUUCUUAAUAAAGCAAUUGCCGCUUGCUCUGAAGAAAUAGCACGUCACAAGGGAAAACUUAUUGUAAAGGAGGCAGCCAGAGCAGUGAGUGAACGGGAAGAUAAACAACUUGCUGAACAGAUGGCUAAGCUGGGCCGUGAAAAUGAAGAGGUCAGUGGCGAUGAAGACAGUGAAGAGGAGGAAGAUACGGGUAUGGGAGAUAUUGACUUGGAAAACUCAGGUACUGGGUUAACAGAGUGAAAAUGCAGCCUUAGGCGAUGACUGAAGUUUUUUCCCCAUCUUAUAUGGUCACAUUUAUUUUUCAACCUCAGUGUCUGAACCGGUGUAUAAAAACCUGUAUCAAAGUAACCAUGAUGGCUGGUUAUUUGGCCUAUGUUGAGCAGUUUUUCUCUAGCCAAUGUGAUGUUUGAUUGAAAUUUUUCUGUGUUGCUGUAGUGUGAACAAUUUGGUACCUCUCUCUCUCUCUCUCUCUCUGUCUGUCUCUCUCUCUCUCUCGUAUGCCAGCUUUUGGAAAAGAAUGACUGGUAUUUACUAAUAUUUUGUUUGUAGCUGCAUUCCUAGCCAUUGCAAUUGGAUUUGAUAAUUUUGAAGCUUGUUUGCUUGAAUGAUAAUUUUAAGGUGGUAUUGAUGAUGGGGAAGUUUGGAA